Molecule: messenger RNA, 4134 nt
Organism: Rhagoletis pomonella (apple maggot)
Lineage: Eukaryota; Metazoa; Arthropoda; Insecta; Diptera; Tephritidae
Exons: 5
Coding region: 1-4134 (1377 amino acids)
Biological process (GO): cell fate commitment; regulation of transcription by RNA polymerase II
Cellular component (GO): nucleus; cytoplasm
Molecular function (GO): RNA polymerase II cis-regulatory region sequence-specific DNA binding; histone deacetylase binding; DNA-binding transcription repressor activity, RNA polymerase II-specific
Source: RefSeq, a predicted model, not a curated record
AUGAAUGUGCAACUAACGCAACAAUCAGCCAAUGCCACCCUGAAACAUUGCAGCAGCAACAACAAUAGCCACAGUAGCAGUAGCAGCAGUCAAAGGCGCAGCCACAUCAACACUAACAAUAUGAACACCACCACCGUCAACACACAAUCACAACAACAACAACAACAACAACAGCCAGCCAGCAAUCGCACAAUGUCCACAGCAGCGACGCCAACAUCUACGCUGGCGCAUAGAAUUCAGAGUCCUACGUCACUACCGCCCACCGCCUCGCCAACGACGGCGACAACGCAGACAGCCAGUGGCGCGCGCAGUCCUUCGCCGGACGGCACACAGGAUUACGAUGUGACGCGCAUGCGCGAGGAGGACUUUGAGCGGCUGGCCGUUUACAUAGUGCCCGAUGUGCAGUGCGAGCGUGGCGUGCCAAAUCGGGCAGAUCGCACGCUACCACGCAGCCUAACACUAAAACCUUCGAUGGUUUUCUCAACGCCAAAUGUUAAGACUGAAGGAGUUUGGAGCACUGGUGUCAUACCGCGAGGCACACGUUUUGGCCCCUUUGAAGGCGUUCCAACUCCAAAUUAUCCCAACGAUAAGAAUAAGGCGCGCUAUUUUUGGCGGGUGCAGGAAACACGCCACAUAACCUACGGGAACAUUAAGAUCUUCAAAGAUGAUAAUUUCUACUACCUGGAUGGAUCGGAUCGUGCGCAAGCAAACUGGAUGCGCUACGUUGCCUCUGCGUACAGUUUGUCCGUGAUGAAUUUGGUUGCGUGCCAGCACCAAGAAAAUAUCUACUUCUAUACAACACGUGACAUUAUGCCCAACGAGGAGUUGAUGGUGUGGUAUUGCAAGGACUUUGCGCGGCGGCUGGGCUACGAUGUAGAUCCAGAGCGUACGAUUUUCGGCGCUUGUAAACAGGCUGUCGACGAGGAUGACGAUGUUGAAGCGGACGGGGACGGGGAUGAGGAACAAGCCGCAGCAGCUCCAUCGGGCACUGCAUUGCUGCUGGGGAACAAGGCGAAGAUUAGAUCGAAUUCGCCGUAUUGCAUGCCCGCGCCAGAAAUACCACCAGAAGUUGCGUAUAAUCACAUCACCUACGUUAUGGGUCUGCCAAUGCCGCCAUUGCCCACAAUGCCAAGCAACGCGGUGAGCGCAGGCAACCGGCGUACCGUCACUUCUAGUCCCUCACCGCCCAUCUGCCGUGACAACUCAGCCGGCCAUAUACAACACCUGACUGGCCUGCCACACAUCCACCAUGCCCAGUCCGCGCAACAUCAGCCCGUGCUGCGGCAGCAAAACACACAUCAGCAUACACAACACGCCCAGCCGCCUUCACACCUGCCGCAACAUCAGCACAUCCAGCAGCACCAAACAGUUUUGCAUCUCAAACAGGAACCCGGCGCCUCGGUGAUUGUACGCGAUCGUUCGCCAGCGAGUAGCGAAUGUGGCGUUAAGGACGGCAAGGAGGUGGUGGGUUCCCCGAUACCGCACAAAGAUCCGCAGUACGAGCAUCAGCUGACACCAAACGAUGGCAGCGUGCGUUCGGUACGUUCGGACGAGGGCUAUCACAGCAACGAGUAUCAUGAGGACGGUUUGACGCCACCUGAGGACUCCAGCGAUAGUGAGAGUGAGCAUAACUAUGUACUGGAUUGUUCGAAGAAAGCCAUCGCCCCCAAAGAGACUGUCAUAUCGCACCCACAGAAGGCGGCUGUAGCUGCGGCUGUUGCUGCAGCAGCCGCCGCUGCUAGUAACAACAACAGUGCAAGCAGCAACUGCGCGACUGCUCCGGCAGCACCAGCUGCGGUUGUGCCAACGGCCGCUGCCAUAGAUUGCGCCGACAAGAACGAGUAUCGUAAGUUCAAGGUGAAAAUGCCGCUAAAAUAUGAAUUCAAAAAUAGCAAAUGCGCCAUUAAGACUGAGGCCAUGUGCCACCUCAACAACGCAACUAAUACUAAUCAAAAAAGCAGUGACGAAACAGUGACGCCAAUAGCACGCACAACCGCCAGCGAGGAUGAUCUGCUUUCUGCUAACGAGGCUGCAGCAACUUGCACCUCCUCAACACAGCUAGAUGAAGAGGCAAUGGAAGUGGACCGCCGACCAGGCUCAACCACGCAGCAGCACGCCUCCAGCACAGUCAUAGUAGUCGACCAUGGUCAUUCGACAAUCAGUGGCCAUUCGGCGCGCAACAUUAUGCCACUAAACAAGGCAUACUAUGAGGCCGAAACGAGUUCGCCACCGCCAUCAACAACCACGCAAUCUGCAGCUGCGGCCGCAGCGACUGUGGCAUACAUGCGGUUUACGCCACCCUCCUCGAGCAUACUGGAGACAAUACUAACGGGGCAGCAUCGAUUAGAGGCCGCAGCGGCUGCGGCAGCGGCUUGUCGUCAGGCAAACGCUGCCACCCCGCCCCCUUCAUCGCCUACCGAAAUGGCCUACUCGUAUAAAAAAUCGCACCGGUAUGGCAAUGCUGUCAGUCCCGACUCCAGCUCCAAUUUAGUGCAGCCUCCUGACAUACAUGCCACAUCUAUGCAUGAGACUGAAAUGCUAAUUGCUUCAUCACGCGGUAGCCUCAAAGACGACUGUUCACCACCACCACCACCAGGCCACCACGUGAUAUUCUCUCCAGCACACGGCGCGCAUAGCGCUUUCGUAUCAGAUGGCCAUCAAACGCCUCCAUACUCGGCGUAUUCACCUUACUCCAGUGGCAGUGUGAACGGCGGUCCGCCUGGUGCAAAUCAUGCACUCUCCCAUGUACCCACAUCCACCUUCCACUCACCGCCACACAGCUCACACUCGCCCUUCGACCGACAAUCGAAUGGAUCCAGCGGAUCCACACCCAACCUCCACUUGUUGCAAUCUAACACUCAGAUGCUGAUGCAACCGCUGCGCAUUUCCCCACCACACAGUAUGAGCCCUGAUGGGAACUCGUGUCCGCGGAGUGGCAGUCCGCUCAGUCCGAAUUCGCUGGGUUCACGUGGCUAUCGUUCACUUCCCUACCCACUGAAGAAAAAGGAUGGAAAAAUGCACUACGAAUGCAAUGUCUGCUGUAAAACCUUUGGUCAGCUGAGCAAUUUAAAGGUGCAUCUGCGCACGCAUUCCGGCGAACGUCCAUUCAAAUGCAAUGUCUGCACGAAGAGUUUCACGCAACUAGCGCAUUUACAGAAGCACCACUUGGUGCACACCGGUGAGAAGCCGCAUCAAUGCGACAUCUGUAAGAAGCGCUUCUCCUCAACGUCGAACUUGAAGACCCACCUGCGAUUGCACAGUGGUCAAAAGCCAUACGCUUGCGACCUCUGCCCACAGAAGUUCACCCAGUUCGUUCAUCUGAAGUUGCACAAGCGAUUGCACACCAACGAUCGGCCAUAUGUGUGCCAAGGCUGCGACAAGAAGUACAUCAGUGCAUCUGGUCUGCGUACGCAUUGGAAGACGACAAGCUGCAAGCCAAACGACCUGGAGGAAGAACUGGCGAUGGCCGCGGCGGCGACCUCAGAAUGUUUGGAUAAAGACCUGCCAGAGCCCGAUUCACGCGAAGCCUUCGAGCACUUGCAACACCAAAUGCAUCCGCACCUGCGACACAUGUCAACCGGCGGCGGCUCGAAUAGCAACGGCGGCGGUCACCCCUCCCCGCCGCGCCUUAUCUCUAUCAACCCCCACCACCAGCAGCAACAACAUCAACAGCAAACGCAUUCCCAUCUCCAACAGCAGCACGCUGCCAUGUUACAACAACACGCUGCGGCCCAGCAACACCUGUCAGCAGCGCCAUCGAAUGUAUUGCUUAACACCAACGGAAGCCAACAACAUCAUCAUAGCCAUCAGCAGCAGCAUUUACACCCACAGCAGUUACUCCAACAACAACAACAACCACUCCCUAUGAAGGUUGCAGGCAAACAACAAAUGCAUUUGCUGCCACCCGGCACAGGCAGCAAUAAUAGUGCGGCUGCGGGGGCCGCGCCAGCGAUGAGUGGCGCCAAUGACGCUUACAUGAGCGUCUCGCACGCACAUGCGGCGGCGGCAGCAGCACACGCGGCUGCAGCGGCGGCGGCGGCACAUGCAGCAGCUGCGCACCAACAUGCGCAGAAUCAGGAGAGCAGGCCGUCGGUGAUCGAGUCCAGCCAGCCGAUGAUAAUCGAGUGCACGUAG